Molecule: messenger RNA, 1725 nt
Organism: Metarhizium acridum CQMa 102
Lineage: Eukaryota; Fungi; Ascomycota; Sordariomycetes; Hypocreales; Clavicipitaceae
Source: RefSeq, a predicted model, not a curated record
AUGGACAUAAAAAUGAAACUCCUUACUUUCACCGCUCUUCUAUCAUAUGUCCAUGGUCUGUCAAUACCAGAUCGGCAAGAUGGAUCGCCUCGGGUGGUUGGCUUGCCGCUACAUCGCGGUCAGAUUGGAGACCCUGUCACACACGAUAGGAACAGGAUGCGGAAAAGAGAUGGCACCGUCAAUGCAACAAUCGAUAACUUGCAAAGUUUGUACUUCCUAAACGCUUCACUUGGAACUCCGCCACAAAGUGUACGAUUACACAUAGACACUGGAAGCAGUGAUUUGUGGGUUAACACACCAAGUUCUCGGCUCUGCUCGAUGAGGAAAAAGCCUUGCGCCGAAUCUCUCGUGUACACAGCCAAUUCUUCGUCAACGUACAAGUAUGUCAGCAAUAACUUCAACAUCUCCUACGUCGACGGAUCAGGCGCAGCAGGAGACUAUGUCACAGACACAAUAAGCUUCUCCGGGGUGAAAAUAGCCUCAUUUCAAUUUGGAGUUGGCUAUGAGAGCACCUCACAGCAGAACGUACUAGGGAUAGGGUAUCCUAGUAAUGAGGUUCAAGUAGUGCGAUCGGGACUCAAACCUUACGACAACUUGCCAGCAAAGAUGGCCGCCGACGGACUAAUCGCGUCUAGUGCAUACAGCCUGUGGCUGAACGACUUGGAUUCUUCAACCGGCGAGGUUCUAUUUGGCGGUGUUGAUAAGGAUCGGUAUCAGGGGAGCUUGAUCAGUCUGCCCAUUCAGAAGGUCAGCAAUGCUUACAACGAGUUCUUUAUCACCAUGACCAGUCUCGAUAUCGGAUCCAAAAAUAUUGGCAAAAAUAUGGCAUUGGCUGUGCUUCUCGACUCGGGCAGCUCAUUAACAUACCUGCCCGACUCAAUGGUGGAGAGCAUUUACAACAUGGUCGAGGCGUCGUACGAACAAUCUCAAGGUGCUGCUUUCGUUAAUUGCUCUCUGCAGAACAAAAUUGCCUCCAUGACGUUCAAUUUUAGUUCGCCGGCAUCUGUUACUGUGCCUAUGAACGAAAUGCUCAUCAAUGUGUCUGACACGGCGGGCGAGCAGCUGACUUUCGAUAACGGCGAACCAGCCUGUCUGUUUGGCAUCUUGCCAGCCGGAAGAUCGUCUUCUGUCUUGGGCGACACUUUCCUCCGUAGUGCCUACGUGGUCUACGAUACAGAUAACAAUGAAAUUUCGCUAGCGAAUACCAGGUUCAACGUCACGACAUCCAACAAGGUUGAAAUCAAUAGUAAUUCAGCCGUACCAUAUGCAACCAAAGCCAGCAACCCCAUCACAGCGACCUCUGGAAUACCUGGAGGGGUCAGCGUUAAGGGCAGCACACAGCAGCCAGGCAACGCGGCGAUUAGUCUCGCCCCAUCAUUAACAGUGGUUUUUAUUACUCAUCUGCGUCUCAAAACCCCAAACACAAGAGCAUGUCUCUCACAACAUCUUUAUGGCCGCCGGACCGUGGCGCCGACUUCCAUGCCGGCCGCUCUGCCCCGGGCCCACCCCGGGCCUGCCCCUCACCGGCGGCCAAAGUCGGCAAGUUGUGGACUCUCCGGGCCAUUUAGAAUGCGGUCGGCCGAUAUGAUGCGACUUUUCUUUGAGACGUAUACUUGCAUAAUGACCUCGCGCCUCAUCCUUCCUUAUUUCCAACUAUUCCCGACCCGCGAAACAGCACGGCAGCAAAGGCGUCCUGCCAGCCCGACCUGCCGUGGGAGUGCAUAA